This is a messenger RNA of Trichoplax adhaerens, 462 nucleotides long. RefSeq lists its product as uncharacterized. Gene Ontology annotation, cellular component: mitochondrion. Gene Ontology annotation, biological process: ubiquinone biosynthetic process; cellular respiration. NCBI's taxonomy places the organism in Eukaryota, Metazoa, Placozoa, Uniplacotomia, Trichoplacea, Trichoplacidae. Gene Ontology annotation, molecular function: ubiquinone binding. The record is from RefSeq and is a predicted model, not a curated record. The annotation marks the transcript as partial. The transcript is spliced from 3 exons.
UAUUCAGCUGACGAAGUCUUUCAAGUUGUCGCCGAUGUGACUGACUACGCUGAAUUUAUUCCUUGGUGUCGCUCCUCUAAAGUGGUCCGCCCAAUUCCUAACGGUUUUUUAGCAACAUUAGAAGUUGGUUUUCCUCCUAUCUCAGAGACAUAUACUUCUGUAGUCACCUUAAUUCGUCCAACUUUAGCCAGAGCCGUCUGCAAAGAUGGAAGGUUAUUUAAGCAUUUAGAAACUACGUGGAGAUUUAGCCCUGGAUUAGCAAAUAAUCCCAAUACCUGUUUUUUAGAAUUUGAGAUUAUCUUUGAAUUUAAUUCAUCUAUCCAUAAUCAGUUAUCUGGCCUUUUCUUCGAAGACAUCGUUAAGAAGAUGAUUAGCGCAUUUGAUAAACGUUGUCAUGAGAUUCAUGGACCAGAUCGACAUAUUCCUCUGGCAGAUCCCAUAUACAGAAUUACAAAUAUAUAA